This is a messenger RNA of Durio zibethinus, 995 nucleotides long. Lineage: Eukaryota; Viridiplantae; Streptophyta; Magnoliopsida; Malvales; Malvaceae. The record is from RefSeq and is a predicted model, not a curated record.
CGUGGUAUUACAAAAUUGAGUCAAGAGAUGCGUUUGAGAAGCUUAAUCAAAAUGGAACUGAUACUAUGGACCCAAGCUUUUUUGUUAUUAAAGAGAUCAGACAUGGAGAAAAUGUGAUAAAUACAGAGAUAAAACAUUUCAGCCAUCAACACAAUUUGAUACUGCAUGAUGAAGUAAAGGAUCAUAAGUGUUGUGACGGUUGCGGUCAACUGAUAGAGACUUCUUUCUAUGGUUGCUUACAAUGUGAAUUCUUUCUCCACGAGUCAUGUGCUGAGUUACCUAGGAAGAAGCAAAUUUGGUUUCAUGCACACCAACAUCCCCUUAACCUUAUUUCAGAUUGCCUCUUCAUAUGUGAUCUUUGUCGAUUCGGGUGCAGUGGUUUCUCCUACAAAUGCGGAAUUUGCGAUCGUCGUUUCUGCGUUCGAUGUGCUGAACUUUCUCUGGCCUGCACAAGUCAAGGACACAAUCACCCUCUUCUCUGGUACUACGAGUAUGAUGGGAAGUACUGUAUUGCUUGUGGUGUCAGUACUGAUGAUAACUCAAUAUACAGAUGCAAGGGUUGCGAUUUUAAUGUGCAUUUUCGAUGUACUUUCCUUCCACAAACAGCUCGUCACAAAUGUGAUGAACAUUUUCUCACUCUCACAUACCAUGAAGAUAAUGAUUAUCCAGAAUAUCAUUACUGUGAUAUUUGUGAAGAAGAAAGAUGCCCCAGCUAUUGGUUUUAUUAUUGUGCAAUUUGUGACAAAUCAGCUCAUCCCAAAUGUGUACUUGGAGAUCACCCAUUUGUCAAGCGUGGGACCAGCAUCUUCAUAGAAAGUGGGCAUCCACACUCUCUCGUGCUCGUGCCAAAGGUUUAUCCUUAUCCUGAAUGCUGUAAAUGUGGUGAGCCCUGCUUAGAUCUGGCUCUUGAGUGUGCAGAGACAAGAUGCAACUAUAUUGUCCAUUGGACAUGUGGAUAUCCCUUCCUUCGAGAGGCAGUCCAAAUAUGGUUCUAG